Messenger RNA from Exophiala dermatitidis NIH/UT8656, 687 nucleotides. RefSeq names its product inorganic diphosphatase. Gene Ontology annotation, biological process: phosphate-containing compound metabolic process. Gene Ontology annotation, cellular component: cytoplasm; nucleus. Bases 1 to 687 code for a protein of 228 amino acids. Gene Ontology annotation, molecular function: magnesium ion binding; inorganic diphosphate phosphatase activity. The transcript has 4 exons. The record is from RefSeq and is a predicted model, not a curated record. Lineage: Eukaryota; Fungi; Ascomycota; Eurotiomycetes; Chaetothyriales; Herpotrichiellaceae.
AUGGUCAAACGCGAAGUUAGAGGGAAGAUUUCCAGAAACGAAGCCUUCAACCCGAUAAAGCAGGAUGUCAAGAACUACAGCCCCCGAUUCGUAGCGAAUCUCUUCCCUUAUAAAGGCUACAUCUGGAACUAUGGUGCUUUCCCAGGAACAUGGGAAGACCCCUCUUAUGUGCACCCAGACACGAGGCACCCUGGUGACAAUGAUCCUCUGGAUGCCUUGGAGAUUGGUGAACGGGUUGCGUAUACUGGUCAGAUAAAACAAGUCAAGGUUCUUGGAGUGAUGGCUCUCCUUGACGGCGGUGCAACAGACUGGAAAAUUAUAGUUAUCGAUAUCAAUGACCCAUGCGCGAGCCAAAUGAGCGACAUCAGUGACGUACAACAGCAUUUUCCAGGGCUUUUGGAGGCAACACGAGACUGGUUCAAGCUCUACAAAGUUCCCGACGGGAAAGAACCAAACAAAAUCGCCUUGAACGAAGAGUUUGGAGAUAAGCAUUAUGCAAUGUCAAUAGUCGAAGAAUGUCGACAUGCAUGGGAAAAACUGAUUGAUGGCCAGGCGUCUGCAGGUGCCAUAAGUGUUGUCAGGGGAAAGAAAAGUAAUAGAUUCUUGAAUUUCAACAACUCUGCAGAUGAAAAUGGGCUUCAAUCGACGGGACAGGACUUGGACAAGUGGUUCUUCCUCAAGAGAUAG